Oldenlandia corymbosa var. corymbosa is the source of this 3045-nucleotide messenger RNA. NCBI's taxonomy places the organism in Eukaryota, Viridiplantae, Streptophyta, Magnoliopsida, Gentianales, Rubiaceae. The record is from the annotation of a GenBank genome assembly.
AAAGAAAAGAAUUUAAUAUAGUAGGAGAGAGAAAGAAGAGAGAGAAAGGGAGGAGGAGGAGGAGGAGAAGGAAAGGAAACUCGUCUCUUCUGUACUACUUGCUCUGGCUUCUCUCGGUACAGAUUGGAUCGUUGCGCCGAUCCAUCGGAAUUUGGAUUUUCGGACAAGGAAACAGAAAAUAUAAAAUAAAUUUUGGGGAAAUUUUUUUUUGUUUCAAUUGUCUUUUGAAUUUCUUCUCCUUCCGAAGAAAAUCAUCAAUUUUUGAUCAUUCUGAUCUUUACUCUUUUUUUUUUUGGUUAAUGUUAAUUUUGGGUUUCUGGUAGUUAGUUAAUCAGUGGAUAACCGGAGGCACGGUUGAGAAAAAUCCCUUCCAGUUUUGCUGUAUAAAGAAUUUAGGGAGGGAAGGAAUUUAUUUUUUAUUUUUAUUUUUUUCUUAAUUUCGGAGGAAAAAAUAUAAACCCUAAUUUUAUUUUUUGAUUAAUGGCUGCUAUGACAUCUGAUGCUCUUCACUCCCCGAGAGGAGGCUCAUCGGCCUUGGAUGCUUCUGUUACCGCUGCCGGUGCGGCUACUGUCCAUAGUGCUCAAUAUCGUCGGCGAGGCAGCGGCAGCGGCGGCGGCGGCGGCGUGUCAUCGCCGUGGACCCAAAUCGUUCGAGGUCCUGAUUUGGAAGUGACAUUAUCUUCUUCAUCUUCACCGACCCCCGCCGUUGCCCCCAACUCUACCUCUGUUGCCGCCGUUUCUGCCGCUCCUCCCCCUCUUCUUUCUCCUCCUUUGUCCGGUGGCGCAGAGGAGCAAAUCAUCAACAAUUUCCAUUCUGAUCGAUCUCCUUCCAAGGCUGCUGCCGCCGGAGGAGCAUCGACUUCCUUUUCACCCGAAGAUGCUGCCGGUGAUGCUCAGCCAGAGGUCUCCGAGAAGUCUGACAAUGGAAGCGGCGGAGGCAGCAAUGCAGCAAAGAAACCAGCUUGGAAUAGGCCCUCUAAUGGUGGUACUGAGAUUAGUUCAGUCAUGUGGGCUGAAUCUUGGCCUGCUCUGUCCGCCACUCGGCCUUCUCCAAAAACAUCUUCUGACUUACCGAGGACUCACUCCGAUGUUUCACUUCCCGUCUCACAGGGGACUGGACCGACAUCGCCUUCUGCAAAUAAACAAGGCCCGACAACUACUGUGAAUUCUAAUUCUUCACAUAAUCAUGCUCCGAGCCGCCAGAGGUCCAUGAAGCGUACUGGUGGAAACUCAAGCAACAAUUCAUCCUCGAAUGGAGGCAUAUCACAGCUGCCAUCCCCAAGGUACUCAGGAGCAGAAACAACCCAUGGCAAUUCUGGAAAACAUGCUAACUCUACUGCAGAUUCUUCGUCGAAGGAGAAUACUCAUCGGGAAGGUGGUCAAAAAUCUCAGUCACAUAGCGGAAAUGAGCACCAACAACAAAGAAAUUCGUACAGAAGAGGCUCACACCCUCGCAGUGAUGGGCCUAACCAUCAUGGUUAUGGAAACAGGCGAGGUGAUCAAGACAGGGGAAACCAAGAUUGGAAUUCUAAUAGAAGUUUUGGCGGUAGAGAUCCCCAGGUGCAGCAGCAGAGAGUUGCUCCCAGGCCCUUUAUCAGGGGCCCACCUCCUAACCAGCCUCAACCUUUCUUUCCUCCCGCACCGUUACCUGUGCGCCCUGUUGGCAAUCCUAUUUAUUUUCAAGAGAUGCCUUUUUAUUAUGUUCCAGGGCCUUAUCCAGAUUCUUUUAGAGCUGUUUCUAUGGUUCCUCAGAUGCCACAAAUGUUACUCCCUUCUCCGGAUCCCCAGCUUCAUGCUAAGAUACUGAAUCAGAUCGAUUACUAUUUCAGUAAUGAGAAUCUAAUUAAAGACACAUUCUUACGGAACAAUAUGGAUGACCAGGGAUGGGUUCCUAUCAAAUUAAUAGCAAGCUUCAAAAAAGUUUCACAACUGACAGAGAAUGUUCAACUCAUACUGGAUACAGUCAGAAGUUCAAGUGUUGUCGAAGUGGAGGGUGAGAAAGUUCGGAGGCGAAAUGACUGGUCUCGAUGGAUAAUACCAAAUUCUGCCCAACAUCCUCCGGUAUCUAGUCCCCAAUCACUUCAAAGUUCAAGUCAGGAUAUGCUUGCUGCUACUCUUCAAAGUAUUGGGUUAGAGGACAAGACAGCCAAGCAUGGUUAUGCUGAGACAUACCUUAGCUCAUCUUCUUCUGGGGAGUGGAGUAGCCUCUCCCAGCAAUCUACUGGUGAGAAGACAGGCCAAGUUGGAGUUCUAGCUGGUCUUCAGUCUUCGGCCCCCAAUUCAAGUAAAUGAAUGAAGUUACUCGUGAAGUUAGCAGGACAUGGGCGGAGGAGGAGCUUCAGGCACUUGUGAAUGUUGAUGGUGGUUCCUUGGAAGCCUGUCUUGCUGUCAUGCGAUAAGAAACCGAUAUUAUCGUCAGGCAUAUAGAGAAGACGAAAAGAGGGAAAUGAAACAAAAAAAAGGAUACAAUUUAUUAAAAUAAAAAGGAAAAAGUCAAACAAAGGGUAAGACAUUAUGAAUGACUUAUAUAAGUUAGUACUUGGAUUUUCUUCUUAUUUUCUUAUUUUCUUUUUUUUCCUUUUUGGGACAAAUGAUUUGUUCUUGUGUUGGGGAUAUUAUACUGGCAUUUUACCUUUUGUUUUGUCCUUCGUUUAUUUGUUAUAUUUGUGCUGGAAUUUUGGUUCAACCUCCCCAAUGCAAGCCCUGGGGUAUUUUUUUGUUUUCUUGGCCUUGCUUGGGGCUUCAUGACUCCUACGUGGGGAAUGGAGAUGAGAUUGCAGUGGGUUUCUCUGUUGGACUCGAGAGCUGAUGACAUUAUUUGUUGCACAAAUUGCCCUCUGCCGGGCGAAAAUAUGAGGCUGGCUAUAUGAAAUAGUUGUUUUUUGUCUUUAUUUCUUUUCUUCCUCCCUCUGCUUAUAAUUGCAAUUAAAGUUGUGUGUAUGGGUGAUGAGGUGAUUCUGCCCCAAUAUUAUAUCAUUUCCAAAUGAAGAAAGCCACUGAAAGUGUAUUAAGUUAUACUCCAUGUCGCUAAAUAUAAUACUCCCU